UAAAGAUGGUCUAACGACCGCAGAACCAGAACCCAUGUUCAUGGGCGUGAACAUGUUACUUGUGAAACAGAACUCACAAUAUAAUGUUUUAAAUCCGAAUAUUCACUUCGUAUCUUCUCCAGAACUAGAUACCAAUAUGCGUUUUAAGAACAUUUUAGACAUAAAAUCUACCAAUAAAGUAUGCUUAUAAUUGUCAAUUAAUUUUAAUUACGGUCUUACCAUACACGUUCAUCAUUACCACCAUAAUAGUAAUUUUUUUUUGUAUAAAAGCUACUGUUUCUGCUCUCAAGUCUUGAAGCGGCUUUGAAGAAGAAAAAAACAUGCACUAUCAAGAACAGAUGGAGUCUCUUAUGUUGGGUGAAGAACGCAGACGUGGAAACUGCGUUAGGGACGCAGAUGAAGGUUUCAACUCUCCGUCUUCUUUUCCUAACUCUCCUGACGAUUCGGACCGUCGCAGUUCAUCUUCUUUAAGGAGAGGGUUGUCAAAACAUUACAAAGGUAAAUCUCAGUCAUUCACAUCCUUGUCGGCAGCGUUAACAGUAGGGGAUCUCGCAAAACCCGAGAAUCCUUUCAACGUUAAACUGAAGCAGCGACGGGGGAACACUCACUGUCGACGGCUCUCCGGAUGUGGAGGUGCAUCGGAGCAAAACUUAGGCGUGCACGACGCUUUCCACUCCGGAAACGGUAGGCCGCCGAGACUUUCCGGUAACAGAGCGCCUCCGAGAGCCCAGACGCUCUCGGCUGCUCAUAUAUCGGCUUUGCUCACUCGAACCUAAACCGGAAAGUUUUUAGCUUUUCCUUUCUCUAAACCGGAACCGGGUUUCGUCUGGGACGAUGUUUUCCUAGCUUCCGUCUUCUUAAUCGUGUGAAUGUAAAAGUUAUGAAGUAUGUUGACUCCUUUAAUCGUUUUGUAAAUUACAGUUAAUUAAAUUAACUCAAGCCUACACUUGCACCGUA
Molecule: messenger RNA, 957 nt
Organism: Brassica napus (rape)
Lineage: Eukaryota; Viridiplantae; Streptophyta; Magnoliopsida; Brassicales; Brassicaceae
Exons: 2
Coding region: 321-776 (151 amino acids)
Source: RefSeq, a predicted model, not a curated record